Necator americanus (New World hookworm) is the source of this 1518-nucleotide messenger RNA. RefSeq lists its product as uncharacterized. Gene Ontology annotation, biological process: protein phosphorylation. NCBI's taxonomy places the organism in Eukaryota, Metazoa, Nematoda, Chromadorea, Rhabditida, Ancylostomatidae. The record is from RefSeq and is a predicted model, not a curated record. The coding region runs from base 1 to 1518 and encodes 505 amino acids. The transcript is spliced from 14 exons. Gene Ontology annotation, molecular function: protein serine/threonine kinase activity; ATP binding.
AUGUCGGGGAAAGGAGAAUGCAGCGCAUGGGGUGGGAAAACAGCGUGGGGACGUCGAGAGGAGGAUUGCGAGCCCAUUGUUUCUUUCGUGGAGAUAAUGAGUGAGGAGUUGGCUGAUUCGUUGAAUGAGGAGGAACGGAGAAAAGAACAGGACUAUCUGAACACUGUUGCGCUCAGUGAAUCUGCGCCGGUGUACAGCAAUGACGAGGAGAUGGCAAGGGCAUUGCAGCGUGAGUUUGACCGUGAGUACGAUCUCUCUGUGAGGCUAAAUCAGGAAAAGCAAAAAGGAAAGAGUACCGCCACUAUUACUGUGACACCCGACCGUUAUUGUCCAAAAACCACCCAAGACUCAGACCAGUCGAGUGACGAUGAGGACGUAAGACAGUUUGCUACUGAUCUACUUUAUGCUAAGUUGUCGGAUGACGUGCCUGCACACAGUGGAAGUGUGUAUCGUAAUGCCGGAGGUGAACUCGUCACUAAACACGACGCAAAUGUCUCAGCUAGGCGAAAUGCGGACAAGACAAUGAAUGAUCAAGUGAAUUUGGCAUUUGGCGACAUGCGAAAAGAACAAAUCAACAGUCGUGUUUACAAUUCCUUGAGGAGCUUCUCAAAGACUGAGGCAAAGAGACAUCACAAACUGAAGGACAAGGAAGAGAAGGCCACCAUUGAAACUUCUAUGGAUGCUGUGACUCGUCUCCAUCUGUUCAAAUGGAUUAAUCAGGGUGUGUUCGACAGAGUAGAAGGGAUCAUUGCGACUGGCAAAGAGAGUGCUGUUCUUAACGUUGCCAGUGAUGAAACCGGUGAAAGGUUCGCGGUGAAAGUCUACAAGACCAGUUUAACUGAAUUUAAGAACAGAUCUGAAUAUGUCAAAGAUGAUUUUCGUUUCAAAAAUCCUCGUGGAGUACUGAAAAUCUGGGCUGAGCGAGAAUUUAUGAAUCUUUCAAGAAUGGCAAAGGUAGGUUUGCCGUGCCCAGUGCCAGUGAAGUUAAAGCGUCACUUGUUGGUGAUGUCAUUCAUUGGAGAACAAGGUGAAGCAGCUCCUCGUCUGAAAAACAUCGAUUGGGAUUUCUUCACUACGGAAGAAAGGAAGAAUAUCUUUUUGCAAGUUCAGGAUAUUAUGUGUCGCAUGUACAAAGAAUGUAAGUUAGUGCAUGGGGACUUGAGCGAGUUCAACUUGUUGUUAGCUGCUGGAAAGGUAUUCGUUAUUGAUGUCUCGCAAGCAAUGGAUUUGUCACAUCCGAGAAAUCUCCAUUACCUCAUCAGGGAUAUAGAAAAUGUAUUGGCGUUCUUCCAAAAAUUGGACAUCGUUGAUCUUCCCACCCCUGUGGCGCUGUUUAAUAUGAUAACCGAUCUAAAUAUGAGUGAGGAGGGUUCACUUCUAGUACAGGUGGAACAGUUUUCCGAGGAUAACAGAGCGAAUCACAUCAAUAAGUCGAAGCCGGCUGAUUUUGAAUGGGCCGCAUAUAACAAGGAACGUAAAGAAUUGCGUGGCGAGUCGCCUGCGAGAGACUACAACUGA